AUGGGCGUUAAUGUAUUUUGGGCUCAGUCAAAGGUCAAAAGUCAUUCUAAAAACGAACCUUCAAGAGUUAUAACGUUAAUUGGUUGGUCUAAAGAAAAUCGACGCAAGGGGGUCUUAGGAUUCCAAAGUCCGACCAGGGGUUGGCGUCAACAGAAACACCCACCUCUUGUCAUAUCAGAAGACCAUCACACCAACAUUCCUGCAGGUCAUGCAGCUGUGGUAUCACAUCAACUUAAGGAUGACUGGGACGAGCAGGGGUCGAGGGGCGCUGAUUCAGACCAACGCGCCGACAUUCCUAGAGGUCAUGCAAGCAUGGAAUCUCCAGAACUCGAGGAUGGCUCGGAUGAGCAGGAGUCAAAUGGCACUGAAUCUGGAUCAGAAGAACAGACAUCAGAGUUUGAAGAAGGGGAGAAGGACAUGAUGGGUAUCGUGAAAUCUGCAAAUGAACACGACGUCAUGGUAGAGAUUGAGGGUGUAGUAGGUGAAAGUGGGGACAUGGCGGUAACAGAUGUAGCAACAAAUGUCACCAUUGACGAUGUGGGCUUGGAGAAGGACAGCAUGCGUAUCAUCUAUACUUAG
Messenger RNA from Laccaria bicolor S238N-H82, 579 nucleotides. RefSeq lists its product as uncharacterized. The record is from RefSeq and is a predicted model, not a curated record. Lineage: Eukaryota; Fungi; Basidiomycota; Agaricomycetes; Agaricales; Hydnangiaceae. The transcript has 5 exons. The coding region runs from base 1 to 579 and encodes 192 amino acids.